AUAAUUCCUCAAUGGCGUCAUAGUAGAGCUUCGUGGGAGUUUUUUUUUUCAUUUCGUUAUUAUUUAUACUAACUCCCUAGCUUCGUGUAGCUAUAUGGAAUAAGCUCUGAGAGUUAUGUUAUCGAGUUGACUGGUAUCGAAUAAUUGUUAUUAUGUGACAUCAUUGAGGGAAAACUUACGGUUAUACCGCUGAGUUCGUGUGUACCGUUCGAGGCUGAGAAACCCACACGGUCAUAUAAAUUAAAAAGAUUUUAAUAAAUAUAAAUAAGCUGCGGAAAAUCAGACAACGCGAAAGCUCAGAAAUGGCUCGUCCCAAGUAUAAAGUUGCGUCGGAUUUGUGCGCCGAUUGUGGAGCCAUUGGACCAGGAUGGGCGUCCUUAAAUAGAGCUAUUCUUCUAUGCGACGAAUGUUGCAGUAUACAUCGCAGCCUGGGCCGUCAUAUAUCGCAGGUCAAGUGUUUACAAAAAGGCGUUUGGAAUCCUCAAUUGCUCUCUAUGGUACACACCCUCAAUGACAAUGGAGCCAACAGUAUUUGGGAACACUCCUUACUGGAUCCAAGCAAUUCAAAAGUUAGUAGAAGAAAACCUCAACCAAAGGAUCCACUGCAUCCUGUUAAAGCAGAUUUCAUAAAAGCCAAGCAUCAGCAACUGGCAUUCGUUCUGAGACCUAGUAAAGAUGAGAUGUGCAGCGAAGAAGAGUUGAGCAGGCAAUUGCACAGCAGUGUCAGAACAUCGAAUUUGGAAACGUCGCUGCGCUUACUUGCUCAAGGAGCAAAUCCCAAUUACUUUUACAAAGAAAAAGGUACAACACCGUUGCAUGUAGCUGCUCGAGCUGGUCAAGCUUUGCAGAUUGAGUUGCUGAUCGUAAAUGGUGGGAAUCCAAGUAUGGUUGACGUAAACGGUCAUACUCCAGCAGACGUAGCCCGAAUGGCAGGACAUUUGGAAUUGCAUGAAAGGUUGAUCGAGUGUAUGUACGAAGUUACCGAUCGUCUGACCUUCUACGUUUGCUCGAAAAAGCCGGACCAUCGAACGAUGGAACAUUUAAUUAUUCCUGAAUGGGCGGCUACUCUCGAAAGAACUGAACUCGCUUUCGAAGCUCGGAAUCGUUUACAAAUGUUGCCGAAUUAUUUGCUGGAAGAGCUUGCGAUGGACGUGUACGACGAGGUCGACCGCCGCGAGACCGAAGCCAUCUGGUUGUCAAGUGCAACGUUACCGGAGAGAUGCACGGUUCCGUUUCUGCCCGUUAAUCCUCAGUUAUCCUCCACGAGGAAUCAGGGGAGACAAAAACUUGCGCGUUUCACACCCAAAGAAUUCGCUACUCUCAUUAUAGAUCUUCUUACGGAGGCUGGACACAGGCAUACUCUCGCAAAUUCAGCACCGCUGCAAGAUCCAGUUGUUGCGAUGUUGCGGAAAGAACAAAUUCGUGGCAAACACGGAUCACAAAUGUCAGACGACGAGCCGCUCUACGACAGCGUAGCUUCCGACGACGAUUAUGCGGCGCUUACGUCUACCGAUAGCCCGGGAUCGCGAUUACCGUCUGAGCUCAACGUCGACAACGAGAAAGCGCUGGCUCCCAUGGCCAAGGGCUUGCCUUCCGUCGUUGAAGUUUUGAAGAAACAACUGAAUCUUUCGGAAGCAACUAUUAAGGAUCUACAGGAAGAGAUGCGUGGCUAUCAGCGAACAGUGGCAAGACUUACUCAGGAGAACCGCGAACUUAAAAAUAUGAUUCAGAAUCAAAUGAGAGCCAAAGUCCCCAACAAUGAUAUGGUAAAUGGUCAUGUCGCUGGAGAACAAGAGCCUGAGUUGGAACCAGUGCUUGACAUAAAAUCAUCUGUACCUCGAGGAAGUCAAAGACCAGCCUCGAUGUACGAGACUCGAGAAGGUUUACGAAAAUCGACACCGUGGACAACCAACAUUUGUCAGUCGAAACGCGAGGGUGAAACACUAACUCGUCCAGCCGCAACGCAAAGCCUCUGGGGCUGCGGAGCUCCGAAUUUACCGCCAUGCGAUGAAGUAACGCGACGAACGGAGCAGGUUACGAGAAGAAUUCAAGAACUGUGGCUCGCGAUGCAAGAUCCUGGACAUCGCGAAGCUUUCGUACCUUGUGCUGAGAGAAUUCGCGUUGCUGUUGCAGAGCUCACUGCCAUAUUUCCGCAGAAUCCAAUCGAUGACAAUAUAAGAUCAGCAUUGAGGCAACUGAACGGUAAUACUGGAAGACUCCAGGCGGAAUGCGCGGGCUUACAAAGAUGUACUAACGAUGCUGAACACAUGGAUCGCUGUCUUCAACAAGUACGAUCGUGCGCCUACGACAUAGCCAAAGCAACGAAACUCCUCGUAACGCAGUUUCAAACAUCUUAGACAAUAAUUUUAUUCGAUCAGAAUAUCAUUUUCCAUCUGUUUGGAAAAUAUUUAAUGAACAAAUUGACAGAAAUUUUGAUUUUUAGAAGUUUUUUUUUUAAGUUUCUUCGGAAGAAAAAAAUCCGAAAUAUUCUUCUGAAAAUACAUUUUUCUUAAAUUUCCGUUGGUUCAAUUUUUCAAGAUUUUAUCAUCAAAUAACGAAUCACCGAAAUUCUGAUGGAAUUGAAUUUUUGACUGUGGAUGCGUGAAGAACGAGAAAGCUACGAGAGGCACGAGCUCAUUGCCACGAGUAAAGAUUGCCAGAGCCUGUGAGCAAAGGAGCAAAGUCAAUGUAAAUAGAACCUGUACAUCGCGUCGUAGAGAUAGAAUUUCCGAGGAAACAGGGAAAAAAAGCCAAUAAUGAACUUUCGCGAAAAAUUGAGCGCAUAAUCGAACGGUAAAUGAAGAACUGAAUGAGCGCGCCUGAGUGUGUCUUUGUUACCGUUGAAACAAGAAAUAAAGACUGAAUAGCCAUAGUUUUAAUCGUCACAUUAGAUUCCACGACCACAAGUGUAGUACCGAAUAGAGAAGUACGUUUUUUCCUACAAAAAACGUACUUUUACGUUUGGUGCUUGAGAUCUUCGGUUCUCGAUUGAGAUCUGACAAAAGAUGACAUGGACAUCUGGUGUUGAAUUUCGAACUAAAUUUUAAGGACGUCCACACUAGCAACGAACACAGUCGCAUCUUCGUUGCACCCUCUUUUGGCCAAGCCACGCCUUCGUGUCAGAUCCCAAUACACAGCAGCGUACCGAUUCUAAUUCAAAACUUCUGCAAAUGCUGAUAAGAAACAAACGAAAAAUGGACAAUACGAAAAAGUGCAAUAUCCGAGACUCGCGUGCAUCUAAAUACGUUUUCUUUUUAAAUAGACUUUGUUGUAUAAGUAUUAUAACUAUAAUUACGAGUAUUCAGCCUAACGAUAUAUCCGCAUUAUUGUUAGAUCAUAUCGAUAUAUGGAUAUAUUUAUAUUGCAAGUGUAGAAUUUAUAACGAGCGAUCCAUUAAUCCAUUAACACUCUCUACGAUCGGAGAAACGACUCACACCAUUUAUUUUUCUUUUUUUUUGUUAAUUUGAAAAUUAACCUUCGAAUUGUACAUACGACGCUAUAAUCAUCGGAAACCAACAAAUUAGUUUCACAAAUAUAUUAUCUGUUACAUAUUAA
Venturia canescens is the source of this 3555-nucleotide messenger RNA. It is a transcript of the gene Git, whose product is annotated as ARF GTPase-activating protein GIT1. NCBI's taxonomy places the organism in Eukaryota, Metazoa, Arthropoda, Insecta, Hymenoptera, Ichneumonidae. The transcript has 12 exons. Gene Ontology annotation, cellular component: synapse. The coding region runs from base 303 to 2357 and encodes 684 amino acids. Gene Ontology annotation, molecular function: small GTPase binding; GTPase activator activity. Gene Ontology annotation, biological process: regulation of ARF protein signal transduction; brain development; regulation of G protein-coupled receptor signaling pathway. The record is from RefSeq and is a predicted model, not a curated record.